AUGGAUUUCGACGAUGAUGCCCCGCCUGAUCUAGUAGAGACGGGCACCGAGCCGCAGGAAGAGCUGCCUCCUUCGGAAAGACAGAUCAAGGUCCCCAUAACUAUCGUGACCGGCUAUCUUGGUGCUGGGAAGACGACUUUGCUCAAUUACAUUUUGACGGCUCAGCAUGGCAAGAAAAUUGCUGUCAUCAUGAAUGAGUUUGGCGACUCACUCGAUAUCGAGAAGUCUCUCACUGUAAACAAGGGUGACGAGCAAGUGGAGGAGUGGCUGGAAGUUGGCAACGGGUGCAUCUGCUGCUCUGUUAAAGACACUGGAGUCAAUGCCAUCGAAUCUCUCAUGGAAAAAAAGGGCGCAUUUGACUACAUUCUGUUGGAAACCACAGGCUUGGCCGACCCUGGUAACCUCGCCCCUCUGUUCUGGGUCGACGACGGCCUGGGAAGUACCAUCUACUUGGACGGCAUCGUAACACUGGUCGAUGCGAAGAACAUCCUCCGCAGCCUCGACGACCCCGCGGGUAAGAUCGAAAUUGACGAGGACCACAAGGAGAAUGACAGCCACGGCCAUGGCCCGCUUAUGACGACUGCCCACGUCCAGAUCUCGCACGCCGAUGUCGUUGUCAUUAACAAGUCGGACCUCGUUUCUGAGGAAGAGUUGAGCCAAGUCAGGUCGAGGAUAGAGUCCAUCAAUGGCAUAGCAAAGAUCCACAUCACCAAACAGAGCGAGGUGCCUCAGCUCGAGGGCUUCCUGUUGGAUUUGCAUGCAUACGACCAGGUUACGGAGCUUGACACCAGCCAAAAAGGACACAGCCACUUAGAUCCUACCAUCUCCACUGUUUCGAUUCCUGUACCAAAACUGUCGGCCUCACAGUUGGAAAAUGUCGAUAAAUGGCUGCGCAGGAUACUCUGGGAUCGCCGACUUCCUGGGGAUGAGGCAACUGUGCUCGAGGUCCACCGGUCAAAAGGCCGACUCAUUUUUGACAACGGCGAUGUCAAGCUUAUCCAGGGCGUUCGGGAGAUAUUCGAGAUACUCGACUCGCCGGAUCAAUCGCGCGAGGCGGUGCAAGCUCAAGAGGGCAAAAUUAUCCUCAUUGGGAGACACCUGAAGGGCGUUGACUUUGAAAAGAGCUUAGCGGACCUCCUCAGCUUGAGCAAAUAG
This is a messenger RNA of Colletotrichum graminicola M1.001, 1155 nucleotides long. RefSeq names its product CobW/HypB/UreG. The transcript is spliced from 5 exons. The record is from RefSeq and is a predicted model, not a curated record. Lineage: Eukaryota; Fungi; Ascomycota; Sordariomycetes; Glomerellales; Glomerellaceae. Gene Ontology annotation, cellular component: cytoplasm. Bases 1 to 1155 code for a protein of 384 amino acids.